This is a messenger RNA of Brenthis ino (lesser marbled fritillary), 1656 nucleotides long. Lineage: Eukaryota; Metazoa; Arthropoda; Insecta; Lepidoptera; Nymphalidae. The record is from the annotation of a GenBank genome assembly.
AUGGGUGACGAAAACUCAAAUUCUCGUAAAAAAUGUAAUAUUAACAGAUAUAAUGUGGUGAUAAUUGGAGGUGGCAUAGCUGGACUAGCCGCUGCCAAUUACUUUAUUCAGAAUGGAAUGGAAGACUUCAUAAUAAUAGAAGCUAGAAAACGUAUCGGUGGUAGAAUAAUUUCUAUACCACUGAAAAAUCAUAAUGUUGAAUUAGGGGCUAAUUAUAUACAUGGAGUUUUGGGCAAUCCAAUAUAUGAGUUAGCAACAGCCAAUGGACUAGUAAACAUAAUAAAUAUACCUAAACCUCAUAAGGUUAUUGCAGCAACUGAAAAUGGUAAGCAAGUGCCUUUUGGAGUUUUACAUGAAAUACAUGAAGCGUAUGUUUGCUUCUUACGACGAUGCGAGGAGUAUUUUUUGUGUCAAUACCUUCCUCCUCCUGAUAUACAUAGUGUUGGAGAACAUAUAAAUCUUGAAGCAACUAUUUAUUUGGAACGCUUACCAACAUCAGAAGAAAAAAAGCUUAGGAGAUUGAUAUUUGACUGUCUUUUAAAACGGGAAACUUGUAUAUCUGGUUGUAAUACAAUGGAUGAUAUUGAUCUCCUUGAAUUAGGUAGCUAUACAGAAUUACAGGGUGGUAACAUUGUAAUACCUUCUGGCUAUAGUUCUAUCUUGGGUCCUUUGACUAAAAUUAUACCAGCUGAUAAAAUAUUUUCAAAUCAUCCAGUGAUCAAAAUUGUUUGGGAUUCAGAACAACAUAAUAACUUGAAGCAAUUUGAAGAAGUAGGAGAAGAAUCUGAAGAUUCAGAUCAGACUGUAAUAGAAGAUAUUUCUAAAGCAUCUACUUCUGAAAGGGCUGGUGAUUCCAUUGAGACCAACUCAACCCUAGAUAAAUCUAGUAAAAAAUUAUCUCACUGUAUAGAAGUUGUAUGUGAAAAUGAACAAAGUUUUUAUGCUAACCAUGUAAUUUGUACUAUACCAUUGGGUGUCUUAAAAGAAAAAGCAUCUACAUUAUUUGAGCCUUCUCUACCCCAAUAUAAAUUAGAAUCCUUAGAAAGACUAUUAUUUGGUGCUGUUGAUAAAAUAUUUUUAGAAUAUGACAGACCUUUCUUAAAUCCAGAUAUAACUGAAAUUAUGUUACUUUGGGAUAAUGCACAAACUUCAGAGGAAAUAUCACAAACAUGGUAUAAAAAGAUUUAUUCAUUUGUUAAAAUAACAGAAACUCUUUUAUUAGGAUGGGUUUCUGGUAAGGAAGCUGAAUAUAUGGAAACAUUAUCAAUGGAGGAGGUUGGUGCUACCUGUACCAAAAUUUUACGAAAAUUUUUAAAUGAUCCAUUUGUUCCAGAACCUCAAACAUGUGUAUGUACCAGUUGGAAAAAGCAACCAUAUACAAGAGGUUCUUACACAGCUAUUGGUGUUGGGGCAAGCCAAAAUGACAUUGAAAGUUUAGCACAACCAUUAUUUAGGAAUGUUCAUGAUAAAAAGCCUGUUUUACUCUUCGCUGGAGAACAUACACACAGCAGUUUCUAUUCCACUGUUCAUGGAGCUUAUCUUUCUGGUCAAGCAGCUGCUCGUCGUCUUCUUGCUCCUGAUGUUUCUGAAAACGCUCUAGACUGUCCCGAAUCAAAUGAUCUCAGUACCUGGAUCCAGGGCAUACAGUUGGAUGGC